Eurytemora carolleeae is the source of this 3722-nucleotide messenger RNA. RefSeq lists its product as uncharacterized. The coding region runs from base 157 to 3513 and encodes 1118 amino acids. Gene Ontology annotation, biological process: intracellular cholesterol transport. The transcript has 15 exons. The record is from RefSeq and is a predicted model, not a curated record. Gene Ontology annotation, cellular component: trans-Golgi network; recycling endosome. Gene Ontology annotation, molecular function: protein binding. Lineage: Eukaryota; Metazoa; Arthropoda; Copepoda; Calanoida; Temoridae.
GAAAUAAUUAAUUGUACUUCUCUUUCUUAUUAAUGUUGUUAAUGUUAUUAUAGUAAUUUCAUAGUGUUUGUUUAAUUGUACGUAUAUUUGUGUUUGCAGACACUAUGGCAACCUAGCUUGUAAUGGCUAGAUAAAUGACAGGAAACUGAACUCUUAAUGGCGCUAACACACAGAGACAUUGCUGAGCAACUACUUGCUGAAGGUUUACAUUUGACUGCAUUGGAGUUGUAUGCAGAACUCCUUGGAAAUGGAAAGGAGUUAAGGGUGUUGAAGGAAUUUUUCCAGGAUCCAGCGAAUAUUCAGGAUGGGUCAACACAAGCUGGCCAGCUCACAGACACUCCCAGAUCCACCCCAUGUACCCCAGGAGGGAGAGAGCUUUUUUCACCAGGGUCAAGAGGAGCACACGGCGGUCAUUAUGAUAUCACCAGAUCCUCCAGUCAGAUGACAUUGGAUUCUAUAGACAGGAUUACAAGAUACUCAGAGGAUACAGAUAGAAGAGAGGAGGAUAGAAUGGCUGUUCUUGAAUAUGAACUGAGAACAGCGAGAGAGACCAUUACUCAGUUAAGAAGUUCUAUCUCACAUUUUACAUCUGAAGAACGAAGAAGAACUCUAUCUGAACCUAUGACUGGGCUUCAGGAUGAAGAUGAAACAGAAGAGAUACCUUUGAGGCCGCAUGAAGCUAAAAUGCUGAACUUUAUGAUCAAUGAUUAUCUUGUGAGAAAUGGUUACAAGUUUACAGCUGUCACAUUUUCAGAUGAAUGCAAUGAGGAAGAUUUUGAUGACUGGGAAGAGGUAUCUCCAGCCUCUCUAAUAAACUUGUUUAGAAACGGAGGUCAACCACAGCCUGAUCCAAGUGAAACCAUUGGAGAAGAUACUACUCAGCUGGAGGUUGGAGAUUGUAAAGAUCAAGCAGAAUCUGACAUUGCAGCUCUUCUUCGGGUGCAAGAAGAGCUGAACCAAGGUCUGAAAAGAGCAGAAGAGAAGAAUAGAGAAUUGGAGGUUGCCUUGGCAGAACGUCUUGAAGCAAUUGACAAUCUUAUAAAAGACAAGCAGGGGUUGAAGGACAUAGUUGAGAAAGUCCAGAAGGAGAAGGAUAAUCUAGAAUAUGCAUUACUUUCAUCAGAGUCCACUAAAACUGAACUUGAAGAAAAACUUAAGUCUGCAGUAAAACUAGAGCUUGAGUGUGCCCAGUUGGUUCAGGAGAGGGAAGAGGGAGAUGGAGCAUCUCUAGCAGAUGAUCAGCCUCCUACGGCAGAUUCAGAUUCUGAGGGCAGUGAGGUUUGGAGUAUACCAAAAGAGUUUCACAACUAUUUAAUGGCUGAAGCUUGUGUUCUGCAUCCAGAGGAUAUAAAUGAAGGUGAUCUUGACAUUGUUCAAAUACUAGCUGAGCGUCUGCCAACUCUUGUGUCAAGUCUAGUUUUAUCAGUGAGAAUAGAAAUUAUUCCACUUCUUCUCCAUCCUAUAAACAAACAUGAGGAAACUGUUGUCCGUGACGAGCUACUGGGAGUACUUGUGAACCUUUUGAAGAAACCUGAAGAAAGCUCCAGGGUGAAGAUACUCUCAGCACUUGUCUGGAUUGCUUCCAGAGAGGACUGGAGUGUAUCUAGAACAGAAGAAGAGAUUCUACCACAUCUUUGGCAGCAGGUUGACAAUAAGAAUGUAGAAAGACGGUUACUUGUGAGUGAGGGAGUUGGUGCACUUAGUAGAUUUGUUUCAAUAGAGAUGAGAACUAGCUUACUUUACUCCUUGCUCAGCCAACUGCUUACAGAUAUUGAGCUGGAUGUUGUUUUGAGUUCUAUCAAAAGUAUGGCUAUACUACUAACCUCAAUUGAAGUAGAAGAUAAAAUUGAGAAACUGAAAGAGCUGAUCUUGGAUUGUCUUAUUCGUCAUUCUUUCAAUGCUUCCAUCAUUCAAUCUCUAGUUAGGACAUUACUGCCAGUGCUUAGUUUCAAAAUUUCUCAGAAUUCUCAUUUCUGCAUUUGUGACCUGGUUCAUUUUCUUCUUGAUUCUGUUCCCAAUUCUCAUGUGAGGAGUAAACUGAGUUUAUUGACCGGGGUUCUACCUCUCCUUUCAGUCCAGCUAGCAUUGAAAUCUCCUUCUCUAAGCACCCAGUUAAUGAUGAAAUCCUCUAUCAUUAACAAUCUUUCAAGCGAGAACCAUAUUAGAACCAUGUUUGGUGAAGAAGUAGAGAAGCAGUGGAUAUCUUCUUUAUCUUUCUACAUGUCAAAGCCCCAUGAGUCUGUCUCUAUCAACUUUAAAGUAUUCAACUUAUUGCAACGAUUCUGUGAUUUGAUUAGUGAUGUGGAUUCUGCAGACGAUAUUUUGCAAAAAGAAGAUGACAAUCUGACCAAGCUUUUUGUGACAUUCCUUCUCCAGUCCAAUAUACAUAUGGGAAGCAACAUUACAAAAGAUAUUAUUAUUCAGCCUCUAAUUAAACUGGUUGGAGAUAGGGACAAGAAUAAGAUAAUUGGUCAAAAUUGUUUAUCAGCAAUUAUCCAUUUUCUUGUUCAAGAGGAUUCUCUGGAGUUAUCAGAGUUUCUUUUUAAAACUCUUCGAACCGCCUUUAGAAAUCAGGAGCAUAUUAGAAACAACAUCAAACAUGCAGUCAGGUUUUUAUGUGAGGAGGGUCAAGACAGUAUGCUUGUUGGCAGACUGCACAAGUAUAAUACAGAACCAGGGUCUGAUAUUCUAUACACAGCUGAACUAAUAGAGAUGAUUACAGACUGCUCUAUUGGAAUUACUGAUAUUAAAGGCUUGGUUGAGCUCUUGGUUGGGAUAAGUAGAAAUGAAGAGCUGUCUGUUCAACUUUGUCUGCUUAGAAGUACAUCUGCUAUCCUAAUAAAGGAACCCCUGGAGCAGACCGAGAUUGUUAACCUAGAAGGUUUCCUUGAUAAACUAAUGUUAACUGAAGAAGUUCUUCUCCAACUACUUGCAAUAACAGAACAGUCUCUUCGCUCAUCUCAAUCCUCUUCAUUUCUUCUCUCAAAGGUGUGUGGCCUGCCUGAGACCUGGAGCCUACUAACUCCUAAUUACUCUAAUAGAUGUCUCUGCUCAUCAUUUUUACAAACUCUAUCUGCUGUUCCUCAAGCAGGGCUUCCAGAGGAAACAUUAACUGAGAUAGUACUGCCUGGUUUGGCCGGAUUACUUGAACUAAUUCAGUCCAACCCUGCACUAACAGCAGACUGUGACCCGCCAGCUGACCCAAAAGCUGAAGCACAUGCUGGAACAAGCUAUCUGGAAACUGCACUCCUCAUGCUAAUGUCGGAGGUGGAGGUGGCACGGAGAAGUACAUUCUCAAAACACAUGAUGCAACCCACUAACAUGGCAUUUGAACCGUAUCAAGAACAGCUUCCAGUUCCAGAUUUUGCUCCUAGUCAGGAUGAUGGAAAGGAAGAUGGAGUGGUUGGACCAUCUCCAAGUGUACAUGGAGGGACUAGGGUCAAGGAAAAGAUGCAGAAGCUCUUCAACAAUUCUCCCUCACCCAGAAAUAUUUUCAAAAAGUCCAAAGACUAGAAUUUUGGAAACCAAUGUUAAUAAUCCGUCCAUUGGUAUUUAGACUUCAGAAUUAUUGCAUUUUUUUAAACCUUGUUUUUUUCUACUGCUCUAAUAUCAUGAAGCACAAACUUAACAAUUCAAAGUUUUGUAUGGUUAUUUUAUCCAAAGAUCAUGAUUGUUAAAAUUAUACUGCUUUGAGAACAAAGAAUAUAUAUUCCAGCAAAAUA